AUGGCAGGCCUGUUGGCAUUCAAGGAUGUGGCUGUGGAAUUCACCUGGUGGCAGUGGGGACAGCUGGACUGUACUCAAAAGGACCUGUACAGGGACGUCAUGCUGGAGAACUUCAAGAACCUGGCAUCCGUUGGACUUCUGGUGUCCAAACCAUAUGUGAUCUGCCAGUUGGAGGAAGGGGAAGAGCCAGGCAUGUUAGAGAGAGAAAUCUUAGCAGGUGCCCACUCAGACUGGGAGAGAAGGCCUAAAGCCAAGGAAUCAUUAUUAAGUCAGGGAAGUUCCAAAGAAGAAUUAUUCCAGAUAGCAUCAGUGGAAAAACACAGUAGAGAUGCAUUCUGGUCCUCCAAACUGAAGGCAACCUGUGGUUGUGAUGACCAGUUAGAGACACAUCCAGAAAAACAGGAGAGACAUCUGAAAGAAAUGUCACUCACUCACAAGUCUGCUACCACCCUUAGGGGAGAUCAUGAAUGCAGUGAAUUAGGGAGAGCUUUAGGCUUAAGAUCAGUCCUUGUUAACCAAUGUGAUAUUCCUACUGGAGAAGAAUCCUAUACAUACGAUACAGAAUUCAGACAGACUUCAGGGAGAAAUAACUCUCAGAGAACUCAUCCAGGGAAGAAAUCUUGUACAUGUAAUGAAUGCGGGAAGUCCUUCCAUUUCCAGUCAGAACUUAGAGCCUUUGGUCAUACUUCAUUCCUUAUUAAACAUCAGAGAACUCAUACUGGAGAAAAGCCCUAUGAGUGCAGUGAAUGUGGGAAAGCCUUUGCUCGUAUUUCAUCCCUUAUUAAACAUCAGAGAACUCAUAAUGGGAAAAAGCCCUAUGAGUGCAAUGAAUGUGGGAGAGCCUUCAGCCAGAGCUCAUCUCUUGUCUUACAUCAUAGGUUUCAUAUUGGAGAGAAACCCUACAAGUGUAAUAAAUGUGGGAGAGCCUUUGGUCAUACUUCAUUCCUUAUUAAACAUCAGAGAACUCAUACUGGAGAAAAGCCCUAUGAAUGCAGGGAAUGUGGGAGAGCCUUCAGCCAGAGCUCAUCUCUCAUCGUACAUUAUAGGUCUCAUACUGGAGAGAAACCCUACAAGUGUAAUAAAUGUGGGAGAGCCUUCAGCCAGAGCUCAUCUCUCACUCAACAUUAUAGAUAUCAUACUGGUGAGAAACCCUACAAGUGUAACGAGUGUGGGAGAGGCUUUGCUCACACUUCAUCCUUUAUUAAACAUCAGAAAAUUCACACUAGGAAAAAACCACAGUGA
This is a messenger RNA of Miniopterus natalensis, 1242 nucleotides long. The record is from RefSeq and is a predicted model, not a curated record. Lineage: Eukaryota; Metazoa; Chordata; Mammalia; Chiroptera; Miniopteridae.